Messenger RNA from Trichosurus vulpecula (common brushtail), 840 nucleotides. It is a transcript of the gene TMEM92, whose product is annotated as transmembrane protein 92. The transcript has 5 exons. NCBI's taxonomy places the organism in Eukaryota, Metazoa, Chordata, Mammalia, Diprotodontia, Phalangeridae. The record is from RefSeq and is a predicted model, not a curated record. The coding region runs from base 20 to 523 and encodes 167 amino acids. Gene Ontology annotation, cellular component: nucleoplasm.
CCAAGUCUACCAGCCCAGGAUGCCGCACUCCUGGGUCUCUGGACUCCCCAGCUUCUUGCCCGGUCUGCUUUUUGGCACUUUGGCAGGUCUCCAACAGGUAACUGGUGGAUGCCAAGUACACUACUUCUGCCCUGAAGGAUUUGAGUGUUGCGGUAAUGGCUGCUGUGUGAAGACAGAACAUUUCUCCGGCCCCAUGAGGACAUUUGUCAUCAGCUUCCUGGUCAUCAUCCCUCUGCUUUGUAUCUGUGGCUUGUCGAAGCGUUUGUGUCGAGCCUGCUGGGUCUCAGAGCCAGAGCCCCCAACCCAGCGAGAGGUGCCAGUGUCAGUGUCCUUCAGUAACCCUCCUGUGUCCCCUGAGAUUCCAGCACCUGCCACAUUUGGACCCCCACCGCCCUACACUGAGGUCAUUCAGAAGCCAGUCCUGUGCCCACCACCUCCCAGGGAGCCACCACCACCCUAUACCCUCACGCCUGUUGUGACGACUCAAAGCACCCAACGGGGAAUCAUCAACCCAGCCUUCUGAGGCAUGUUGGGACACCCUAGGAGCUUGACACUUAAUUUAUUUCUCUCCUUGCUUGUGCCUGUUCAAGUGUGUCCUCACUCCUAGGGGCCCUGGACAUUACCUGGCCUGUGAAUCCUCUCCUUUUCUUAGAGCUUUGAGGAUAGAGGGAAAGAGAGGCAAAUUUCAGCCCGUGUUAAGAAAGACAACUCUCUAAUGAUUGAAGGGGACUUCUUUGACACUUGAUAUGUUUAAGAAGAGGCUUGGAUGAUGGAUCACCUGUCCCAGAAUGCUGAAAGGAAGAUUUCUGCAGGUGGGAAGAGACCUUGGACUUGAGACAU